Messenger RNA from Vavraia culicis subsp. floridensis, 1356 nucleotides. RefSeq lists its product as uncharacterized. NCBI's taxonomy places the organism in Eukaryota, Fungi, Microsporidia, Pleistophoridae. Bases 17 to 1339 code for a protein of 440 amino acids. The record is from RefSeq and is a predicted model, not a curated record. The transcript has a single exon.
AAGAUGAGGAGGAAAGAUGAGGAGUAACACUACUAGUAACACUACUAUUACUCUACUACUCCUUCAAUCACUUCAUAUCCUCCCCAAUCCUAAACCAUUAUUUACUCACCCCUCGUACCCCAUCAACACCAAAAUGCUACGCAAUCUCAUAAUCAGCCCGUACCUCAUCCCUUUAAUCUUCUCAUUCCUCAUUCUUACAAAGAUCUACAGCACCAUAAAUUUUGGUAGCCGUUGCUACGAGUACACCACGAACAGCGUGUUUAUAAAGCGAGAGGGUGAUGAACUGGUGGUAUUAGGCGAUGGGUGGACACAUACGGUUGGUGCAUGGUAUUUUGAUGUUUUGUACGUUUUGUAUGUGCUGGGAGUGCGUGAUGAUACAGCUGGGAGUGUUGAUACGUUUUUGAGCAGCGUAGGUGUUAUUGGCGGUAAGGAAGGUAUUAUCGGUGCUGGUGGUACCGAUAAUAAUAUUGAAACGAGUGCGAACGGUAGUGUUAACACACCGUACUUACCAAACCUUUCACCAUUCGCUAAGUUUCUUGCCAUCACCGUGCUGUGCAAAUCCUUUCCAUUCAAAAUAUCGUUUACCACCCAUCACCUGCUCAUGUACACCUUAACCUCUGCAUACGUACCGUUCCGUAUUUACACUCUGCGCAGUGCACAUGGCGGUACACGUGCACGUAACUUGGAUGAGGUAGUGAAAGAGGUGUACGAUAGAAUUGAUGUGCUGAAGUAUGCUGAUGAGUGCACGGUUGAUAGCUUGGGAGUGUUUGUUAAGUACGGGUAUUUGGAUGAUAAGGUGAUAUACGUGUGUGAUGGUGAUAUUGUGGUAUUUGACUGUAAUGAGGAUGGUGAUGAGGAUGGUGAUGAGGAUGGUGAUGAGGAUGGUGAUGAGGAUGGUGAUGAGGAUGGUAAUGAGGAUGGUGAUGAGGAUGGUGAUGAAGAAGAUAAGAACGAGAAAAGUAAUGAGGAUGGUAAGAACGAGAGGGAGGGUAGCACUAAGAAUGGUAAAACUAGAAAUGGUAUGAGCGGUAAAAUCUACAAUCAUAAAACUAAGAACGUAAAGAUCAAUACGUGUAGUACAACACGUACCCGUAUUAAAAUCCAUAUACGGUGCAAAGAAGCAUCAAAGUCUCUUCUCAUACUACGUAAGCGUAAGAAUACGUUGUUCGUACGCACAGUGGUAAGUGGUACGGUUGUAAAGAAAGUACCACAAUAUACGGAUGAGAGAUGGCGUACGUACUGUGAUAGCAUUGAGGGGUGCUGUGAUGUACUGAAGAGGUGCGGAGAGGAGAAUGAGGGCGUUAUGUAUUUAAGAAUGAUUGGGGUAAUAGAAGGGUAAAUUUGGUGGUAACGUGG